CUGGUCGUGUUGUUAUUUUUAUUUUUACUCAAAUUCAUUUCUUUUCAAAACAAGUAGUAAACAGAAACUCGUACAAAAUAUCUUCAGCAACGAUAUCUUAGGAUGUGCUACGUAAUUAUAACCGGUCGUAGCCUAGCAUGGUUGUUGCUAAGUUUGGUCGCGUUUAUGCUAAUUUUAACCGGUAUUAUGACGCCAAAAUGGCUUUUAGGGCAGCCUGUUGUGCUAAAUGAAAAGAACGUCACUAAAUUCUACGUCCCCAGCGUCGGGAUAUACAAUAGAUGUAUACGUAUGAGGCAUGACCGUUACAAUUGUGCUCCAUUCUCCCUCUAUGGAUUGGCCACUGACUCUGAGGUGUACCCAAAGCCUUGGAAGGCUGCUUUAUUCUUCUUAUCUUUGUGUGCAGCUAUACAAUUUGCAACAGUACUAGCAGGUGUAAUGGCGUGCUGUGUGCAGUCUGUUUUCAAGAAGAGCGUGAUUUCUUUAGCAGGAGCUACUCAGGCCCUUGGAGGUUUCUUUGGUGUUCUGGGUUUGCUGUUAUACCCCUGGGGUUGGGGGUCAUCCAGGGUUAAACGUCUAUGCGGAGAAUACUCCGAGCCAUACAUACCCGGAGAAUGUUCUAUAGGAUGGGCCCUUUUUGUGACAGCGACGGGCAUAGCUCAGAUAUUCCUGGCCAGUGCACUGUCAAAAAUGGCUGACAAAGCGGCGAACUCCGACAAAGUGCAGUUCCAAAUGGACGAGGGCAACCAGCUGAUAUGUAUAGCUUGAUAGCGCCAUCUGUCGGCCUAAAAUUGGAAUCUCCAGGUGCCAUCUGUUUAUCGAAUAAGUAAAGAAAUAUAUAAGGAUAGUUUGGACUUUAAUAGCGGUAGUACGAGUUUUUAUAGUUUUCGAAAACGAUAUUCGCUGUCGAAUUACACUUUGCAGCCAAGCUAAAAUUUUAUGAAUUAAAAAAAACUUAUGCACUGUCAGAUAGGUUGGCUAUUUAUAUAAUCCUAACGGUUUACCGCGACUACGUCUGCGUGCAACUUAUUAUAAGUUGUCAGCUUCUUUUUGAGUUUGAAAAUCUAUCUUCCUACUAGUGAUAGAGUUACUGCAAAUAGACAGACUAGUUUAAAAAAAAUGCUAAUCUAGAGUACCUAUAAGAAUCUGCUGACCCAAGUAAAAUAUACUUACGUGACAAUAUACAUUGCAGGAACGGGUGCAUUAAUGUAGGCAUACUUUCAAUAAAUAAAAAAAAAAACACUAUGACACUUACGAAAACAUUCAAAGAUUUCGAGAUACAAACUCGUACUAGUCGUGCUGACUUAUGUAACCCUGGUAGCAUUUACUUAUUUGACCUUAGAAUCGUUAAUUUGAUUGCUAAUUUGUAAUCGAUCAUCUCAAGAUUGCCUCAAUACUAAAUGCCGUUUUAAAAUCUGGCAUCGAGCUGAGAAGAUACUCAGUAUGCAUACACGUUGACCAACACUUUUUUUAAUUAUUCUACUAUAAGUUAGCAAUUGUCUGCAAUAUUCCCUGGUGCUAGUGAUGAUGAAGCUGUCAUGCUAGGGGGCUAACCAACUAGGGGUAUGUCAUUUAUAUUAAACUCAUACCACCCAACAAUAAAUGUUCAUUCAACUUUGACAUAAGCUCAUUAAGGCAGACUGAUUUAUUUAUUCAAUUGCCGCAUAUCCUUAUAUAAUUAAAAAAAAAAAAAACUAAUUAUACAAAGUGUGUGUUUUUGAGACAUAUUAAGACAUAAGUAUAUUAAAUUAACUACGCGGUGUUACACGGUGUUACGGUGUUUUUUAUAUUUUUUGAACUGUAGUAGAAAAAACACGGUGAAAAAGAACAUACUUAAUCACCGAACAUACUUAGUAACCUAACCUAACCUAACUAAGGGUAAUUUUUAAGAUGAAUUUUUAUAGACAUACUUUAAGUCCCUAAAAAUUCAUUUCGAGCAUACAAUAAUGCGUAUGGACGGAUCAUUGGUGCGAAAAUAUUAAAAGAGCACCACUGUUAAAGCGUGACCUUGUACUGCCGAUUUAAAUACCACAACAAAUUAUACCUCACACCGCACACGUCUGGAAUCAUUUUCGAAUAAUAACUGUUUACAAGGUUAUUAUUUAUUUACUAGCGG
Pararge aegeria (speckled wood butterfly) is the source of this 2113-nucleotide messenger RNA. RefSeq names its product LHFPL tetraspan subfamily member 2a protein. The record is from RefSeq and is a predicted model, not a curated record. The coding region runs from base 103 to 765 and encodes 220 amino acids. The transcript has 5 exons. Gene Ontology annotation, cellular component: membrane. Lineage: Eukaryota; Metazoa; Arthropoda; Insecta; Lepidoptera; Nymphalidae.